Antrostomus carolinensis (chuck-will's-widow) is the source of this 3702-nucleotide messenger RNA. It is a transcript of the gene SETDB1, whose product is annotated as SET domain bifurcated histone lysine methyltransferase 1. The transcript has 22 exons. Gene Ontology annotation, molecular function: DNA binding; protein binding; histone H3K9 methyltransferase activity. Lineage: Eukaryota; Metazoa; Chordata; Aves; Caprimulgiformes; Caprimulgidae. Bases 4 to 3702 code for a protein of 1232 amino acids. Gene Ontology annotation, cellular component: nucleus. Gene Ontology annotation, biological process: negative regulation of gene expression; heterochromatin organization. The record is from RefSeq and is a predicted model, not a curated record.
GAAAUGGAUUCCCAGGAGAUCAAAGAGCUGGAGCAAGAAGUGAUGGAGGAGCUGGGAAUCUCCAUGGAGGAGCUCCAAGAUAUCAUUGACAAAGAGCUGGAGAAGUUUGAGUGCGUGAAGCAGAGGAAGCAGCAGCUGGAGGAGCUGGAGAAGUGUGUGAAGCAGAAAGAAGAGGAGGUGGCUCGUGUUGACCGGCUCUUCGAUGACGCUUCGAGAGCCAUUGAUAAAUGUGAGAUCCUGGUGAAGGAUCUGUACUCCACGCUGGGCCUCCAGUACCGUGAGAGCAGCUCUGAGGAUGAGGACUCGGCUGCCAAACCCAUGGAAGUGAUUGAGAUCCCAGAUGAGGACGAUGAUGAUGUCAUGAGCAUCGAUUCGGGCUGGAAGCACAGUUCACUGCGGGAAGCCAUGGCUGCGAUGAGAAAGUCCGCCCAGGAUGUUCAGAAAUUUAUGGAUGCUGUGAACAAGAAAACAAAUGCCCAGGAUGCACAGAAAGGUCAGUGUCCCGCUGGCCCUGCGGCGGCUGGGAGUGAUCUCAGCAAUGACGGUGACCUGAAUGUUGGCAUGAGGAUCCUGGGCAAGAAAAGAACCAAAACGUGGCACAAAGGAACUCUGAUUGCAAUCCAGACGGUCGGUGCUGGGAAGAAGUACAAAGUGAAAUUUGAUAACAAAGGGAAGAGUUUGCUUUCUGGCAAUCACAUCGCUUACGACUAUCACCCCUCACCCGAGAAACACUACGUUGGCAGCAGGGUUGUGGCAAAAUACAAAGAUGGAAAUCAGGUUUGGCUGUACGCUGGCAUUGUGGCUGAAACCCCCAACGUCAAGAAUAAAGACAGGUUCCUGAUCUUCUUUGACGAUGGUUACGCUUCGUAUGUGAAGGAGUGGGAGCUGUACCCGAUCUGCCGGCCACUGCAAAAGACCUGGGAAGACAUAGAGGAUGUUUCCUGUCGUGAUUUCAUUGAGGAGUACAUCACCGCCUACCCCAACCGCCCCAUGGUGCUGCUGAAGAAUGGCCAGCUGAUCAAAACUGAGUGGGAAGGGACCUGGUGGAAAUCCAGAGUGGAAGAAGUGGAUGGCAGCCUGGUCAAAAUCCUUUUCCUGGAUGACAAACGCUGUGAGUGGAUUUACAGGGGUUCCACACGCCUGGAGCCCAUGUUCAGCAUGAAAACUUCCACAGCCUCCACCCAAGAAAAGAAACAGAGUGGACAAGCAAGGACUCGUCCCAACGUUGGUGCUGUCAGGAGCAAAGGGCCUGUUGUACAAUACACACAAGAUUUAACAGGAGCUGGUACCCAGUACAAACCUUUAGAGCAAAUGCAGCCAACAGCAUCUAAGAAACCCCCACCUGCCCCAAGCCUGGCGUCUCAGGAGGGAUGCUCCGACAGUCAGCUGGCCCAGUCAAGAAAGCAAGUGGCCAAAAAAAGUACUUCCUUCCGUCCUGGCUCCGUGGGCUCUGGGCAGUCGUCACCUUCUUCACCUGUCCUCAGUGACACACCUCCAGCGGGAAGGACCGGUGCAUCCCAGCAGCAUCGGUUGUCCAGUGGCCAGACAGGCAGUGGCACAACACAGGCCUUCCAUGGCAUGAUGGACCGAGUGCCCAAUGAGCCCUCUUACCGAGCUCCCCUGGAGAAACUCUUCUACCUGCCACAUGUCUGCAGCUACACCUGCCUGUCCCGCGUCCGUCCCAUCCACAGCGACCAGUACCGCAGCAAGAACCCCCUCCUCAUCCCCCUGCUCUACGACUUCCGGAGGAUGACCGCCCGCCGACGGGUCAACCGCAAGAUGGGCUUCCAUGUCCUCUACAAGACGCCGUGCGGGUUGUGCCUGCGAACCAUGCAGGAGAUCGAGCGCUACCUCUUUGAGACAGAUUGUGAUUUCCUUUUCCUGGAGAUGUUCUGCCUGGAUCCAUACGUGCUGGUAGAUCGCAAGUUCCAACCCUACAAACCUUACUAUUACAUCGCAGAUAUUACCAAGGGUAAGGAGGACGUGCCGCUGUCCUGUGUCAACGAGAUCGAUAACACCCCACCUCCCCAGGUGGCCUACAGCAAAGAACGCAUCCCCGGCAAAGGCGUUUACAUCAACACCAGCUGGGAGUUCCUGGUGGGCUGCGACUGCAAAGACGGCUGCAGAGACAAGUCGAAAUGUGCCUGUCACCAGCUGACAGUCCAAGCCACUGGCUGCACCCCAGGUGGGCAGAUCAACCCCAACUCAGGAUACCAGCACAAAAGGCUGGAAGAAUGUCUCCCCACAGGAGUUUAUGAGUGUAACAAAAGGUGCAAGUGCAACAUUAACAUGUGCACCAACCGCCUGGUCCAACACGGGCUCCAAGUCCGACUGCAGUUGUUCAAGACGCAGAACAAGGGCUGGGGCAUUCGCUGCCUCGAUGAUAUCGCUAAAGGCUCUUUUGUCUGCAUCUACGCAGGGAAAAUUCUGACGGAUGACUUUGCUGACAAGGAGGGGUUAGAGAUGGGUGAUGAAUAUUUUGCAAACCUGGAUCACAUUGAGAGCGUGGAGAACUUCAAGGAGGGCUACGAGAGCGAUGCAAAAUGCUCGUCUGACAGCAGCGGGGUGGACCUCAAGGACGAAGAGGAGGAAAACACAGGCACUGAGGAGCAGGAGGAGUCCAACGAGGACAGCUCUGAUGACAACUUCUGCAAGGAUGAGGACUUCAGCACCAGCUUGGUGUGGCGCAGCUACGCCACGCGACGGCAGACCCGGGGCCAGAAGGAGAACGGGCUGUCAGAGACGGCCUCCAAGGACUCGGGGCUCACCCGGCAAAUCAGCCACGAUGAGACGGCAGUGGCUGCCUCCUGCAAGCUGCCGGUGUCAGAGGAGACCUCCAAGAACAAAGUGGCCUCGUGGCUCAGCUCCAACAGCAUGUCUGACGGCUUCCAGGACAACGACAGCGCCUCUUCCUUCAAGCUGAGUGAAGGCAGCGAAGCCAAGGCCACCAAAACAGAGCUUUCUGAUCCAAGCAAACUGCCGGGAUUAAGCGAGUUGGGAAGGAUGUACGGCUACAACCCGAGCCCUCCCAAACUGGAAGGGAUCCGGAGGCCGACGAGCAAGACCGCUCUGCUGCAGAGCAGGCGCCAUUCUCUCGCCACGCAGCCCACCGCCGACGACGUGCUGACCCUGUCAAGCAGCACAGACAGCGACGGGGAGAACGGGCAGGCAGCAGCAGGACAGGCACAGGGCACCACCAACGACAGCGAUGACAUCCAGACCAUUUCCUCGGGCUCUGAGGAGGAGGAAGGGGAAGACAAGAAAAACCCCUCGUCUGGGUCAGGUCCUGUGAAGAGGCAGGUGGCAGUGAAAUCCACCCGUGGCUUCGCCCUGAAAUCAACUCACGGGAUCGCCAUCAAAUCAACCAACAUGGCAGCGGCCGACAAGGGCGAGAGCGCGCCCGUCCGCAGAACCACCCGCCAGUUCUACGAUGGAGAGGAGUCCUGUUAUAUCAUUGACGCCAAACUGGAAGGGAACCUGGGCCGGUACCUCAACCACAGCUGCAGCCCCAACCUCUUCGUGCAGAAUGUUUUUGUGGACACGCACGAUCUUCGCUUCCCCUGGGUCGCCUUUUUCGCCAGCAAGAGGAUACGAGCCGGCACAGAGCUGACCUGGGAUUACAACUAUGAAGUGGGGAGCGUGGAAGGCAAAGAGCUGCUGUGCUGCUGCGGGGCCAUCGAGUGCCGAGGGCGGCUGCUGUGA